Molecule: messenger RNA, 276 nt
Organism: Capsaspora owczarzaki ATCC 30864
Lineage: Eukaryota; Filasterea; Ministeriida; Capsasporidae
Product: ubiquitin-fold modifier 1
Exons: 7
Coding region: 1-276 (91 amino acids)
Biological process (GO): protein K69-linked ufmylation
Cellular component (GO): cytoplasm; nucleus
Source: RefSeq, a predicted model, not a curated record
AUGUCAGCCUGCAAACAACAGUCGAAGGUCACCUUCAAGAUCACAUUGACGUCCGAUCCCAAGCUGCCAUUCAAAGUACUGAGUGUGCCAGAGGUCGCGCCGUUCACUGCAGUGCUCAAGUUUGCUGCCGAAGAGUUCCGAGUGCCGCCGGCCACCAGCGCCAUCAUCACAAACGAUGGUAUUGGCAUCAACCCGGCACAGAGCGCAGGCAACGUUUUCCUCAAGCAUGGCAGCGAGCUUCGAUUGAUUCCUCGUGAUCGUGUCGGCAGCGCGUAG